AUGUCGCAAGUGUCGUUUCAAUAAGUCAUGGCGGAAUUUUUUCUCAUAUUUUGAGAAUUUUCUGAUUUUUGUGGGUAGAUUUAUUAAUUAAGGCGUCGAAAAAUAUAUUUCAACUAGGUUGUGUAGGUAAGAGAGAAGCGACUAGAACAUUACUGUGACUACAACCUGAUUCUUAACAGACCGCCAUCGACGUACAAGGGAAUAAGCCUGACUGGGUCGUCUCAGAUUUCGGUGGUUUAAUAAAUAAGUGUAAAUUAUACAAUUUCGACGUCGCAUCUUCAUAAUUCAUACUGUGUUUAUUAUGACGCAAUAGGUGCCCACAAUUUAAUGCGUCAUUACAAUUAGUGAUUUGAAAAGAUAUCGUGGCAAUAUGAGUGAAGGUGAGUCAGUGAUCUGCCAUGGGAAAAAUGGGUUUAGUGCUCCACGCGUCGGUCAGGGACAGAAUAUAGACCGACAAUGUCAUAAUCACCAACACUUUCUGGCACAAAUGGUUGGGGUGGCUAAUCGCGGAGGAGGAUCGCCGCGGCAGGGCCAGAGGCGAUGGCAGGACAGGGACAAACAACAUCAAAAAGAUAUGAAUUCCCCAUUUGGAUAUGAAUCUGAUGACUCAAGUUUAUCUAGCAAUGCAUCCGGAUCAAAUGGAUCUAAUAAAUCAAGUGAAAAUGAUGGUAAACGGAGUUCAAGCAGUUCUGGUUCAAAUACUGUGACUCGUGAAUGGCGUUCCAGGAACCGUCGUGAUCACCGGCCAAGAAGGUUAACAAUAGACAGAUUUAACUCUUCAUUCUAUCCGUUUGAAGUAAAGUUUGCACCUGAUGACUUGCUAAAUGGUUCCCAGUGGGAUACCCUAUCUCAGGAGAUAUGGGAUAAGUUUAUAAAGUCUCAGCAAACAGAGGCCACCUUCCACAAUAAGAUGCAAUUGUGGAGAUAUCUCUAUGGAACUGUUAGGACAAUAUUCCCACGCUACGGAUUAUAUGUCGUGGGGUCUACGAUGACGGGCUUCGGUCUAGAGUCGUCGGACAUGGAUCUGUGUCUGUAUGUGCGUUCGAUGGGUCACGUGGAGCCGCGUGCACAUGCUCUUCUGCACUUGGAUUAUAUUUUAUCCUUCAUCCGGGCAUUUGAUCCGGACGCGGAACUGAUUCAAGCCAAGGUGCCCAUCCUGAAGUUCCGCGAUGCCUACUCCGGGGUGCAAGUGGACCUCAAUUGCAACAACGUGGUCGGCAUUCGGAAUACCAACAUGCUCUACGCUUUCUCCAUCGGCGACUGGCGCGUGCGCCCUCUGGUGGCGGUGGCCAAACUGUGGGCGCGUGCGCAUCGCAUCAAUGACGCGAGACGACGCACUUUGUCUUCGUACGCCCUCACCCUCAUGGUCAUCCACUUUUUGCAGUGCGGCACGAACCCGUGGAUUCUCCCUCGCGUUCCGGAAGUGUGCGAAAAGCCCCCGAGGUCCCAGAAUAGGCUCACUCUGGGGGAACUGUUCCUGCAAUUUCUCAAGUACUACGCAGAUUUCCCCUACGACCAGAUGGCGGUGUCGGUCCGCGCCGGAAGACGCAUCCCCAUCGCGGAGUGCCGCUACUCGCAUCUCGACCCUCACCAGUGGAAGCACAUCUGUGUCGAAGAGCCCUUCGACCUGACGAACACGGCUAGGUCGGUGUACGACCCGGAGACGUUCGAGAAGAUCGUGAAGGCCUUCCGCGACAGCCAUCGACGGCUGGCGCCCCGCCCCCGCCUGGCCGAGGCCUGGCCCCAGGCCCGAUGAGGCCGGCUCGGCCCCGAGGCCGUCGAGGCCCGAAGGCCGUUCGAGAACGUAGGCUGUGAUACGCGACCGAUCCCGUAGAGCGGGGCGACGGGGCGGGGCCUCCGCGGACAUAUGUUACUCGCGCGGCGCCGCGUCCGGAUCGCCUCGCGGUUGCGACUCGGCCUCCGGUCGCGCCUUGAUUGCGUCCCGUUAAUUUUUUAAUAUUUAUAUUUAUUUGUAAGUUAUUUAAUGUAAAUAAUAAGAAUGAAAGAGAUAUUGAAAUGUUUUAACGUUGUCUAUGUUUUAUGUGAAUAGUAUUUUUUUUGAUGUAAACGAGAAAUGACAAAAAUAUAGAGUCGUCGCUCGGCGCGAGCGCACGCUUCGACAUUCCUUCGGGCGCGGACUCGUCCGUCCGUCCGUCUGUGAUAUUCGCCGCAAUAAUAUUCUGGUGCUAAAUUUUGAAUGUUUUACGCCCCGGAGAUGAAACGCGAACGAGGCAGGUCUUUGAAACGAUAAGGAUUGUGUGAGAAUGGUUAUCUCCGUGUGUAGGAUGUUGAUUGUCAGAUUGUUGAUGUCGUCACGGCCAUGUCGCACGACCACGGGACCUUUUGUGAAACGAUAGAAAUAUAUUUUUAAAAGUGAUGAGUUUCCGCAUUCGCGCCCGGCAAUUCGUUCGAUCGUUAAGUUUUAUAUUCGUUUUACCUCGAGGGACGUCUCCCUCGCAUCGAAGUACAAUAAAUAAUUUAAAGAGUUUAUCCGUAAGUAAACUUUGAUAAUUAUGAAAAUGAGAGAAUGCUCAAUCUCGAAAACUGAUUAUAAAAAAUAAAAAUACCUAAAACAAUAAAAAACAAAAAUAAAAAAUUUAAAAAAAAAUCUUUAAAAUAUUUGCAAAAAUAAAAAAAAAAUAAAAAAUGAAAAUUGAUAUAAAAAGGAUUCUUCCUAAUCAGGGUAUUGCACGCUUAAGACGACGGCGAUACACCGCCAUAUCGGGCCCCAGCGGCGUCGGGACGCGUUGAUCUUCUCCCGUGAAAUCGUAUGGAGUCGUUUCGAUAAGGCUCUGGUAGUCUUCCUUAGAGUA
This is a messenger RNA of Pieris brassicae (large cabbage white), 2813 nucleotides long. Its product is annotated as poly(A) RNA polymerase gld-2 homolog A-like. Gene Ontology annotation, molecular function: poly(A) RNA polymerase activity. NCBI's taxonomy places the organism in Eukaryota, Metazoa, Arthropoda, Insecta, Lepidoptera, Pieridae. The record is from RefSeq and is a predicted model, not a curated record. Gene Ontology annotation, cellular component: cytosol. The transcript has 10 exons. The coding region runs from base 371 to 1756 and encodes 461 amino acids.